AUGAGUACACCACGAAGGAGCUUUGCGAACAUCUUUGGGGAUGCUUUAGGUGUGCCGAGCGGUGAUGGCAGGUCAGGAGGGUCAGGGCGGAGUUCUCGGCGGAAUUCUGAUCAAGGCAAGUCCUCUCUCCAGACCUAUGUGACACCCCCUGGGCAUCAAGGCAACCUCUCGGUAGACCAGCAAAAAGCACUCGACGCAAUCUCGAAGCAGUUGGAGGAGGCAGGGGCUAUCUCCCUGCGCAAUCCGCCCCACUAUCAAGAAGCGCAGCUGUUGCGCUUCCUACGAGCACGAAACUUUGACGUGGAAGCCUCGCGCGAAAUGUACCUGCGCGCGGAAGAGUGGAAGAAGAAGAUCAAUCUGGACCAUCUUUACUCCGAGUUCCGGUUCACGGAGCGGGACGAUGUGGCCAAAUUCGGUUGGCGCAUGUACUUCCACAAGACUGAUACGGCAGGUCGCCCCAUCUUUAUCCAGGACUUGUCUGGCUUGGACGCCGAAAAAGUCUUCUCUGUAACAACGCCUGAUCGCAUUAUCCAAAACUUUGCGGUGACGCUGGAGCACGCUGUGCGGAGACGGUACUAUGCUUGCACCAAAGCCCAAGGUCACAAUGUGGACGAUAACUUUAUGGUACUCAACGUGCAGGGCCUGGGGCUGGGCCAGUUUUGGACGAUGAAGAAUAAGCUGCAAGAGCUUCUGUCUAUCCUCGAUAACAACUUCCCCGAACUAUCGGGUCGUGUACAUAUCAUCAAUGCCCCCUUCAUUUUCAGCACGGCUUGGGCCUGCAUCAAGGGUUGGCUGCCUGCGCACACGGCUGAGAAAAUUAACAUUUGUGGUGCUGACUACCUUCCCAUCAUCAGCCAAUAUGUGAAUUUGGAGAACUGGCCUGCACACCUGGGUGGUCGCUGCAAAUGCAGCCAUGACUCGCCUCAGCAUGCGUGCGAGACAAAAGACUUUGGCCCUUGGAAUCAGUAG
This is a messenger RNA of Malassezia sympodialis ATCC 42132, 969 nucleotides long. Its product is annotated as SEC14 family lipid-binding protein. The record is from RefSeq and is a predicted model, not a curated record. Lineage: Eukaryota; Fungi; Basidiomycota; Malasseziomycetes; Malasseziales; Malasseziaceae.